UGUGUAGGUUAUAUGUGAUGUUGUGAUGUUGUGACGCAGUGUGCGUCGAUUCUACCAACCUGGACUGUAUAUACACAUAUGGACUGUAUACACUACAGGAUACUCUGGACAUUCAAAAAGGGACAUCAGGACAGAAACGAAUUCCGAUCGAGCAAAUUGGGUCUAACAAGUAACUUGGAGCUGAGGGGUUAAAAAAAAACGCUAAGGAAGCGGUCGGUGACUUCAUCGUCUGGCGCCCGUCGAUCAUUUUUCUUCCACCUAAUAAGUCCAGGACAUCCUCCUUCUUUUCUCCUCUUUCUUUCUUUCUCUUCUGCGGACCAUUUUGACAAUUUAAAUCUGGGUUCACUCCAGUUGGAUUGAUUAGAUCGACUACAGUCUCGACUAAAUCCAUCCGCGGUUCCGGUGUUCUCUCCACAUAAUUUCCUCCUGUGAUCGAGUUGUUCUAUCGCUCAGCUUCAGUAGACAUCGCGCAUCGCACAUUUACCCCGCAAUCAUGUCUGCCACAAGCAGUCCCGUGGAGGCGAAGCUCCCUCAUCGUUCCUCCACCCUCACGAGCUCCAUUGCCCCGGAUCGUCGAGCCUCUAUGAGUGACGAUGAGGCCAUUCCGGAUUCCGAUAGCAGCGAGACUACGAACCUCCUUAACGAGCGUUUGCGCGCCUUGAAGCAUAUGUGUGCUUAUCUGGAGGACUAUGUCAGUGUGACUUCGAAGGUUCAGAGGUCGCAUUCGAAGGAUUAUGAGAAAGUCCUGAAGACUGUCAGCGAUCCGCUGAGGGAAGGACACCAUUUUUCCCAGAACGCUGGCGGAGUGGCUUCUAUGUUUGAGAACCUCCGCGCUAAUACUCAGGGAAUGGUGAAUAUGUACCUUGAUACAGAGAAGAACCUGAAGGGAUCCGUGCUCCCGACCUUGGAACGUCUUCACAAGGAAAUCAAGGCUAAGUCAAAGGAACUCACCGGCGGUGCUUCCAAGAGCGCAAAGGCUGUCGACAAAGCACGAUCUGUCACCCAGAAACACAUUGAGCUCCUUGCUCAACAGACCGCAUCUAUGGAUGCUGCCGCAGGAAACAAGCUUGAGCAGCACCACGACCCUUACAUUUUGCGCCGAGGUGUCACCCAUCGCCUGAACAAGCAGAUCAUCGAGGAGAACAACAACCGCAAGGACAUCAUUGCAGUGCAGAACAACUUCCAGCAGUUUGAGGCACAUGUCCUGCAAACUGUUCAGGGGGCCAUGGAACAAUUCACCCAAUUCAUGACUGGCCAGCUCAACCGCCAGAGCACAAUGUACCUGGAUAUGCUUGGUUCUGCUCAAAAGAUCCCCCCUGACUUCGAGUGGGUCAACUUCAUCACGAAGAAUGACGAUGUCCUUAUCAACCCGGAUGCGCCGCCGAGGACUCUGUCCAACAUCACUUUUCCCAAUAUGGAUCACCGUGCGACCAAGGCACUGAUCGAAGGGUCUCUGGAACGGAAGUCCCGUGCCAUGCUCAAGGGCUAUAGCUCUGGCUACUACGUCGUCACCCCAGCGCGGUACCUCCACGAGUUCAAAGAUGACGACGACUUCCGCCGCGACCCGGCCCCGGAGCUGUCUCUGUACCUCCCCGACUGCGUCAUUGGCGCGAUUGACGGCGUCAAGUUUAGCGUGAAGGGCAAGGAUGUCUCGGGCGGCAAAGUCGGCAACGCAUUCCACACCACCACCGAAUUAAGCUUCAAGGCACACACCGCCAACGAUGCCGAGAAAUGGUGGUCCGUCAUCAAGGAUUGCACCCGUGGCCCGAUGCAUACCACCGCCGCUGCCACCGCCGCCGCAUCCUCCCAGCCGGCAAGCCCUGCCGUUGCCCACCCGCCAGCCUACUCAGAGAAGGCAAACGAGGCAACAAGCCCCGCGCAGGCCACAGCCCCUGAAAUCGCAACCCAGGCCACGUCACCCACGCAGCCUGAGGGCGAGGCAACAGCUCAAUCUCCCGUCUCUCCCCCUGCGGUGUCUCGGACGGCUAGUACGGCUAGUGGACACUUCCACACUGCUCCGGGUGGAACCGCCACUGAGAAAUCAUGAUCUAGGUACCUGAACUCUUUUCUGGUGUAAAAAUUUUUAGUUUGCUUAUAAUAUUUAAUCGGUUGAGCAAUGCUUGUUGAGUCCACUUAGUCGAGUAAUUCACUAGAUGUUCGGUGCAUUUUCUGUCCAAAGAUAAAAAAAAGGAAGAAAGAACCUGUCGAAACACGGCGUUCA
This is a messenger RNA of Aspergillus alliaceus, 2221 nucleotides long. Its product is annotated as PH domain protein. NCBI's taxonomy places the organism in Eukaryota, Fungi, Ascomycota, Eurotiomycetes, Eurotiales, Aspergillaceae. The transcript is spliced from 7 exons. Bases 494 to 2047 code for a protein of 517 amino acids. The record is from RefSeq and is a predicted model, not a curated record.